Molecule: messenger RNA, 972 nt
Organism: Liolophura sinensis
Lineage: Eukaryota; Metazoa; Mollusca; Polyplacophora; Chitonida; Chitonidae
Product: nmrA-like family domain-containing protein 1
Exons: 6
Coding region: 1-972 (323 amino acids)
Cellular component (GO): nucleus
Source: RefSeq, a predicted model, not a curated record
AUGCAGUCUGAUGAAGGGUACGUCUGUCUGAGUGACAUUGAAAUGGGCUGUGGAGCGUCUAAAGAGGGCAGGAGGAAGAGGGUGGUGGUGUUCGGGGCCACUGGGCGUCAGGGGGGUUCUGUCUUGAGGGCCUUGGCUAUGGACCGGACGUUCCUGGCGGUCGGCGUGGCGAGGAACGGUUUCAGCGCCCAAGCUAUGGAGUUGAAAAAAGAAGGGUAUGCCAUUGUCGAAGGUGAUUUGGAAGAUACAGAAUCAUUAAUGGAGUUGUUGAAAGGAGCAUAUGGCUGUUUCAUCGUUACGAGCUACUGGGACCAUUUCGAUAUCAUAAGAGACUCCCAACAGGGUAAGAACGCCGUGGACUGUGCCAUAGCCUGUGGGGUCCAGCACAUCCUCUACAGCGGACAAGAGAGCCCCAAGGCAGUUAUUGACAAAUGUUGUGACCCGUUCGAUUCGAAAAGAAGAGUCGAAGAAUACCUCAAAAAGAAGAAACCAGAAAUUAACUACACGGUUAUCAGAUUGCCUUACUUUUUUGACAAUCUGUUGUCAAUGAUAAAACCCCACAAACUGCGGGACGGCCAUUUUGCCAUAGCAUAUCCAAUGGGUGACGUCCCCUUGCACGGAAUUGCUGUGGAGGAUAUUGGCAAAUGUGUGCACAAGAUCUUCAAGAAAGCAGAGGUGUUUCGCCGGAAGAUCGUGCCUCUGAGCGGAGAUCAGCUGACCGUACAGGAAUACGUGCACGUCCUCAACAAGCACAUGGCACCUAAGGUCUUUUGUGAUCCCCAGAUCACGUUGGAAGACUACAGUCAUUUUACUUUCAAAGGCUCCAAAGAAAUAUCCGCCAUGUUUGCUUUUUACAAAUUUGGUCGGCCAUUCCGAGAUGUCCGUGGCACCAGAAAAUUACACAAGGGAACUUUGUCAUUCGACGAUUGGGUGGCCAAGAAUAAAGCUCAGCUGGAUGAGCUGACGACGUGA